UGGUCAGCACGUACAUUAUCAUCACAGUUAGUUGUUUGUUGUUGGUUGGUGCAAAAAAUGGCAACCUUCUUCGGGGAAGUGCUCACGUUGAGCUCAAGAGCAGUGGACGAUGAUGACGAAGACGAAGGAGACGAAAUGCUGCCAAGGUUCCCUGAGCCGCAGUUUGCUUGGCAACCAGGUGUCAAUAAAGAGAUGGAGGAAUCUGAAGUAAGGAAAUUGAGUUGCAGAACACUCAUCAUAGCUGUUGGUCCUGCAGCAACAGCUUUUCUAGAAGCCUACAUUUUGUGGAGCAAGAUAGAAGUUGUCGCGACAAUAGAAUAUGAUCUAAGCAGGUCAAAUUCUGCUAAAGGUCAUCACAAGUGCUCAGUUUACCGGCUGAAAAACCAUCCAGAUGUUCUAGUCUGUCAGUGCAAAAAUGAGGUUCUUCCUGGAAUGUCACAUGUAUGGACAAAACAGCUCUUUCAAAACCUGGACUCAACAGAUAUGGAGGUCAUUGUAAUGGACAUGGCAUCCACUGCAGAGUACAGAACGGAUAUGUCAUCAUCAGAGAUUCCAGCCUGCUUUCUACGCUCAAUGCAAUCCAGUACACAAGGCAGGAAAAUACAGCCAUGUCCUUCACUUGAAUCACCAAAUGUUAUCAAAGGACUAAGUGCAUCAGUCUUAAGCCACUGUCAGAUAUAUGGUGUAUCCUGCCUGUUGUGCAUUGGCUUCUUUGACAGCCUGUUCCUACACACAGAUGACAUCAAGGUAUUCCUGCCUUUACUAUCAUCUGACCCAAUUAAAGAUAUUGUUCAGGAAAAUCCUGAUGCAGAAUCUGUUUUGAGGAAGCUUGUUGAAAGAAGAGCUCUUCAAGGCAGUCUUUAUACGUGAGAGAGAGUUCUUGAAACAAGGCUUGGUCUCCCAGCUUGAACUUCUCAUUCUACAGACUUACCAGCCUCUAGCCUUAAGCCCUUGAUGCCUCAUCAAAACAGUCCAAAUUUUCAAUAGAAGCCUAUUUUGCAAAAUGAAAAUGGUGUGUUCCUUCCCACAAAUACUUAAGUUACUAUAGAAAAACAAGUGGAGAGUUUCCGAAGGGGGAGCUUCCACAAUUCCUGUUCUUUGCAAGGGACACUGAAUCUCUGAGGAGAAAUUAAAGGAUGUCAAACCACCAUGAUGGGGUCCCCCGGCUCCGUAAUAAACAAGGGGAAUGGAAGAAAGCAGGUAAGAAGCAGUGGCAAACUAAGGGGGGUCGUUCCCCCCAAAUGAUGUCGGUGCCCUCACCCCUGCCCCCAUUUGAAAUUUGAAAAUUUGAGAUAAUAAUUUACUGGAAUAUAAAAAUGCUACAUGUAUAGCCCAUUUUCAAAUUUACAAAAACAAGCUGAAGGUUGAAGGCGGUGGAUCUGGACACUAUUGGUAAUUACUCAAAAUAAUUAUUAGCAUAAAACCUUAAUUGGUAACGAGUAAUGGGGAGCUG
Molecule: messenger RNA, 1453 nt
Organism: Asterias rubens (European starfish)
Lineage: Eukaryota; Metazoa; Echinodermata; Asteroidea; Forcipulatida; Asteriidae
Product: proteasome assembly chaperone 1-like
Exons: 6
Coding region: 58-870 (270 amino acids)
Biological process (GO): proteasome core complex assembly
Cellular component (GO): endoplasmic reticulum
Molecular function (GO): proteasome binding
Source: RefSeq, a predicted model, not a curated record